This is a messenger RNA of Dicrocoelium dendriticum, 1838 nucleotides long. Lineage: Eukaryota; Metazoa; Platyhelminthes; Trematoda; Plagiorchiida; Dicrocoeliidae. The record is from the annotation of a GenBank genome assembly.
CCGGACGCCAUCCAAAUGUCCCUGCUCAGGCGUCUGCUCUUUCAGCUUUGUCGAUGGAAUGACCUCAAUUUUAACUAUCUUUUCACUGUCGAAACUUCAUUCUCGGCAUUUGAAUCUGCCAAACUACGCUCUGUCGCCGUAUCUCAAUUGCUUUUUUCCCUUUAUCCUUAUUGGGAUUGACUCACUUUCCACCGAAAGGUUCUUCUCUGCUAUUAGCUAACGCACCAAUUUUCGUCUUUUUUUCCUGGUAUUCUCAGCCUUUUAGUGUGGACUAAACUUUGUUUUCCCAGGUUUUGCUGCCAAAAACAGAACGGUCGUGUGGUCCUUGGGUACCAUCGGUGGUGUGCUGGCAUCAUGCGCUUUAUUGACCCAAGCUUCGCACUCGCCUUGUUGGGCUGCUCAGUUUGUCUUUACGCUCUGCACGUUGAAUUUUCCCAUGAAAAGGACGAAACGUAUCAAGCAUUUUGCGACAUCUCCCAACAUAUCAGCUGUUCUAAGGUUUUGACUUCACCAUACAGCCGUGGUCUCGGGUUGAUUGGACCAGAUUCUGGAUGGCUCUAUCAACGCAAUCCUAUUUAUGGGCUCUUAUUUUACUCGCUUCUUAUGUGUCUUGACUGGACCCGAACUCGAAUGGGAUUGCGACUUGCUGCACUCCUUUCCGCUAUUUCUUGUCUUACCUCCGUCUAUUUGAGUUACCUACUGAUAUUCGUGCUCAAGGAUUUGUGUCUGGUUUGCUGUGCAACAUACACUAUCAACGCUCCAAACAUGUUGUGGCAUAUAACCGCCGGCUUCCUCUACGUAGAAAUGUUUGUUGUUUUUCUCUUUAUGUUGCCACUUUUUUCAACUCGGAGUUGGAGUAAAUUUUUCAAGAGCAGCUGGGUGAAAAAAGUGACGGCAUUUUCUAACUAUUAUUUCAAUUUCUUUCUCAUUCUUUUGGGCCUCGUAUUAGUCGAGGCUUCGCGUCAAGUGAUGAAUCAACGAAGUGCCUACACCGCUUUGAAAGCGCGCCCAACGGAUCUGCGCCCCGAGACCGAGUCACUUUAUCUGAUGCGUAUGUUCCGAGCGCAGCGCAAUCUCUAUAUCGCCGGGUUCGCCUUAUUCAUGUGGUUUGUGUUCCGUCGUCUGGUUCGUCUCAUCUGCGACCACGCCCAGAUAUCCACCAUGCAGGAAGCCUCGUUAAAACAGGCCCGGAGUGCCAGCGAUGCCGCCGAACGCCUGAUGACCGCCAGCCAUGCAGACGACUCCGACGUCGUCAAGUGUUUGAAGGAACAAAUUCGAAAUCUCGAGAAACAGUUGGAAAAUGAAAAACAAGCCCACGAGUCUGUGAAACAAGAUCUUGUGACCCUUAAGAAACAAGCCCAACAAACGACACAAGAGUACGAUCGUCUAUCCACGGAAUGCCAGGAGCUACAAAGUCGCCUGGCCAUUCUUUCCGGAUCUUCGAAGGACAAAAAAUCAGAUUGAUUUCGCUGUUUGUUCUGAUGGAAUCGCUUUGGUCAUCAUAGCUGUCAUUCUGAUUCUGUAUGGGCCGCGCUAUCUUCCCUUCUUGUCUUUGAUUUUCACCUGCGGGAGGACAUCGCUUCUCCGCCUUCCGUCCACUGCACCAUUUGGGUACUUCCUCACUGUUUACGUUACAGUACAUUGUUCGCUCUUUGUCAUGUGCUCAGUGCUUAUUCUUAUCAAUGAACACGAUGACUGUCGUCUUAUUGGAGUUCAUCAAAAUACACUCAUCAAAAUGUUAUUUCAGUUCAUACUGGUUCAAUCACUAUGGAUACCUUUUGCCACUUUUUGUUCGAACAUCCGAGUUGUUAGAUUCAUGUGUCGCACUCAUAACGCGG